UUAAAAUAAAGGAAGAGCACCCAAGAAAAAGCAAACUCAUUUAGUUGGAAUCGGUUCAUUCAUACGUUUGCCACAUCAUGUCCUUUUUUGGAUCGAGUACACCGCUGGGAGCGAGCACGCCGGCCAAAACUGGCGGCAUGUUCGGUUCACCAUUUGGAUCGACGCCCGGAGCUGGUCAAGCAGUGUCUGCGUUCGGCGCCCCGGCGUCAGCUGCUCCAGCAUUUGGAACCGCAACAGCGACGCCUGCUUUUGGAGGCGGAACUGCUUUCGGCACUCCCACGGCUGGGCAAGGCUUUGGAGCUCCUACUGCAGCGCAAGGUUUUGGCGGUGCCCAGACAACACCAGCCACAACAGGACUUGGUGGUGGUUUUGGUGGAUUCGGUGCUGCCCCGGCAGCAGGUCAGGGAGGUUUGUUUGCCGCUCCAGCGACAAAUACAGCUUUUAGUGGAUUUGGUCAGCAGGCCGCUACCAGCACAGCGCCAGCGAGUGGAUUUGCAGGCUUUGGGGCAACAACGACCACGGCUCCAGCUUUCGGUGGCUUUGGAACUGGUCAGACAACGGGAUUUGGCGGCAGCGUGUUUGGCUCCAACUUCGGAAAGCCGUCGAAUACCACAGUUACUCCUGGCUUUGGUGGAUUCGGUGGUACCAGUUUUAUGCUGGGCCAGCCUCAACAGCAGCCAGCACCCAUAUCAGCCGAUGAGGCGUUUGCUCAAUCCAUUCUGAAUGUCUCAAUAUUUGGCGAUGAGCGUGACAGCAUUGUGGCCAAAUGGAACUACCUGCAGUCCAUGUGGGGUACUGGAAAGCUUUUCUAUUCGCAGAGUGCGCCGCCAGUUGAUAUCACGCCGGAGAAUUACCUAUGUCGCUUCAAAGCCAUCGGGUACAGUCGCAUGCCCGGCAAGGAUAACAAACUGGGACUAGUGGCUCUUAACUUUGAUAGGGAUCUUUCGGCCAUCAAGCCGCACCAGCAACAAGUAAUUCAAACCCUUCACAGUUUGUUUGGCGGCAAGCCCAACAUGAUGGUGCACGUUGAAACCAUAAAAGAGUUGGAGAAUAAAAAGUGUCAGAUGGUUAUUUACGUGGAUGAGAAACUGCAGCAUGCACCGAACGAGGGAAAGCGAAUAUUGGCCACUGAGCUCUCAAACUAUUUAAACCAGGCAUCGCUGAAACCUCAGCUAACGAAUCUGGGGAUUGUGGAAUCAUUGGCCCUAGUACUGCCCGACGAAGAUCAACUGAAGGAAUAUUUGGAGAAUCCUCCCAGAGGCGUAGAUCCGCGAAUGUGGCGUCAAGCCAAUUUGGAUAAUCCAGACGCUGGUAAAUUCCUACCAGUGCCAAUGAUUGGCUUCAACGACUUGAAAUGGCGCGUCAAAUGCCAGGAGCAGGAAACAGACACGCAUGCCCUGUAUAUGAAGAAAGUGGAAGGAGAACUGACGGAGCUGAGACACCGGCAUUGCAUGGCUUCGGCCAAAAUAUUGGAGCAUAAGCGCAAGCUGGCUGAGCUCAGUCAUCGCAUACUUAGGAUAAUUGUGAAGCAAGAGUGCACACGGAAGGUGGGCUCCUCGCUGACACCCGAAGAGGAGGCCUUGCGCACCAAGCUGCAGAGCAUGCAGGCCGUUGUAUCGGCACCCACACAGUUUAAGGGGCGGCUCAGCGAGCUGCUAUCCCAGAUGCGAAUGCAGCGCAAUCAGUUUGCUGGCAAUGGUGGGUGCGAGUAUACGAUGGACCCGGAGGCCGAGGAUGAGAUGAAGAAUUUUUUGACCAUGCAACAGCGCGCCAUGGAAGUCCUGAGUGAGACUGUCAAUAAGGACCUCAAAGCCCUUGAUGUUAUUGUUAAAGGAUUGCCCGAACUUAAGCAGGCAUGAUGUGAGCGAAACCGUUUAAUAAAGUACGAACCGAUGUCCGAGUCAAUGAACAA
Drosophila persimilis is the source of this 1912-nucleotide messenger RNA. RefSeq names its product probable nucleoporin Nup54 (gene Nup54). The transcript is spliced from 5 exons. Gene Ontology annotation, cellular component: nuclear pore; nuclear pore central transport channel. Gene Ontology annotation, molecular function: structural constituent of nuclear pore. The record is from RefSeq and is a predicted model, not a curated record. Gene Ontology annotation, biological process: protein localization to nuclear inner membrane; NLS-bearing protein import into nucleus; nuclear pore organization. Bases 78 to 1859 code for a protein of 593 amino acids. Lineage: Eukaryota; Metazoa; Arthropoda; Insecta; Diptera; Drosophilidae.